Melitaea cinxia (Glanville fritillary) is the source of this 1415-nucleotide messenger RNA. RefSeq lists its product as uncharacterized. Bases 454 to 1395 code for a protein of 313 amino acids. The transcript is spliced from 8 exons. The record is from RefSeq and is a predicted model, not a curated record. Lineage: Eukaryota; Metazoa; Arthropoda; Insecta; Lepidoptera; Nymphalidae.
GCACGAAACCUUCGCUAAUUUUCCGUUAACUAAGUAGAAAUUAAUCUUAAGAUUAGCUAAUCUCAAGAUUAAAUUUAAAGCUAUUGUUCGUAAUUAUUUUCUCAUCUUUUAAAUGAUGAUUAAGUGUUUCCUCAUUAAAAAAUAUACUUAAUCUGAAGACAGAUUAUUAAGGUUUAAAAUCGUUCACCUUGAAUGAAUUAAAUGAACGAUAUUUUUUAUUACCUGCGUUUUUGCUAAUUUAAAUUGGCGCCACUGAAUAAUAAUAUAAUCAGAAAAAUGAGUUUUAUGUCAUAGAGCUUAGAAGCUAAUUUUCAAUUAAUACGUAGUUAUCUCCGCGUGUGUCUGAAAAAAGUCAAAUAACAGAAACAUAGAACUGUCGAAGUAGAAAAAAAGGUAUUUUCUUUUGUUAAAUUAAACCGUUAUUUUUGAGUGUGGACUUCAAGGCAUUUCAAAAUGUAUAAUUCUAAUCAAACAAACGAUAGAAUUCCACGGAAAAGGGGCCCAAACUAUACAGAGGCAGAAAAAGAAAAUUUGAUGUUUUUGGCUAAACGGUACAAUAACAUCAUUGAAUCAAAAGCCACUGGCACAGCAAUUUUCAAAAAAAAAGCAGACGCGUGGGCUCAAUUAGUCAAGAGCUAUAAUGCUUCAUCUACUACUGGUAUAAGAACAACGGAGCAGCUGAAGCAUUUGUACGAAAAUAUGAAGCAAAACGCUAGAAAAGCUCUGGCUACAUCUAAUAAAGCUGACUACCUGCAUAAGCUAGAGGAAGAGAAAGCGAAAGCAGUUCUUGAAUCUCUGGACAAAUCAGACAAAGAAAACAUAUCGGAUUUGGAAACACUGAAGUUCCUGGAUAAAGCUGACAAAAUUGCACGUAAAAAAACUGGUGGAGGGUGCUUCAUCCCCAAUGUCCACAACAAAGAUUUAAAAGUUUUGGAACUAAUAAAGGAUCAGGUGGAACCUCUUCACAGCCCUUUCGAUUCUGCAGCAUCAUAUUUUAAGGAUGACUUUACACCCGAUAAAUCUGUCGAGGAGAGGGCUAAUAAAGCGGAUGAGCCAUUUCCAGUCGAAAAUCAGAUAGUUGUUUGUGAAAUUAUUGAUGUUGACAACGAUUUUAAGGAAGUAAAUGAAAAACCAAAAGAUCAUAAUAUAAAGAAAAAUAAAUUCAGGACCCAGCAAAAGACUAGAAAAGAAACUCAAGGCCCAUCUAUGGUGUCUGAUAACAAGAACAAGACAAGGGGAAAGAAUUAUAAAGCAGCCUAUUUUAAACAAAAAUAUCAGAAUUCUAUUUUGGAGAGGAGGCGAAUAUAUCAAGACAUAAGACUUCGCCAAAAAGAACACAUGCUGUUGUCAAAGAAAUUAAAAUUAGAAAUUGAAAUUCUAGAAAAAAAUAAAUAAAUAGCAUUUAACAGCUGUAA